UAUAAAGUGUAAGUCAGCUUAAUUUCUUUUUUUUCUGGUUGUAUAUCGGGUGCAAUUGGAAACAUUUCAAAUAAUAACAAACAUCUUAAAUAUUCCCAGAAGCCAUGAUUAAAUUUUAUAGACCAUGCGGUUUGAUUGGUACUUUCAAUUCGUGAAGUUCUCCCCAGAAAAUUCAUCGUAAAAUCGUUUACCUGAAGCAUGGUAAAAGAAAUAGUAGUGGAGAAUACAAAGGCGUUAGCUAUGGAGGUCACCUGUUCCCAUUGUAAUAGUUAUUGCAAAUCAGAGCGAAAACUGCGCAAAGAGCUUAGUGGUCCUCUAUUACCUUGUAGCGAGUGGCAGGUGGAAGAUGUAGUGAAAUGGGCAAAAGAUCGUGAAAUGCAUUUCGAGGUCAUAAAUUGCUUGGCAGCUGAACAUAUUGAUGGCAGUGAUCUUCUAGAAUUGAGUGAAAAUGAUAUCCAUGAUUUUCGUUAUCGUCUUCAAUACCAUCUUACUAUGAGUGAUAUGAAAAAACUUUGGGUAGCGGUGCGCACAUUGCAACGGAGUCAGCUUCCAGUACCUUCGCAAUCCGAUGGCACAUUUUUGCAAAUGAAUGCUUCAGUAUCACCGGAUGAUUCGCUAUUAAGUCCCCACAAAACCCAGCAACACUGUAGCUCUGGCUGUUACAAUAUAGGCACUUGUAGUUGUCCGCUCACUCGAACUACUUGUAGUGGUGCAAGUUAUUAUUCCGAUGCAUGUGCACCACCGCCACCGCCGACGUUAAGUGGUAGUGCGGAAGGUGACAAUCUGUCACCUCCUAUGUCAGUCGAUGGCCGCGCAACUAACAUACCUCCAGAACUAUUUAAAACAGCCAUUAGCUUAGGUUACUCAUUCCUCGUCACUUGGAUAACAUCAUUUGUUAUGGUCAUAGUUCACGAGCGUGUGCCUGAUAUGAAACGAUAUCCGCCAUUGCCAGACAUUUUCCUCGACAAUGUGCCUCACAUACCAUGGGCAUUCCAUAUGUGCGAGAUAACAGGCACGUUACUCUUCACAAUUUGGUGCUGCGUUUGCAUCUUCCACAAAUACCGCCUUGUGCUCUUGCGACGGUUCUUUGCUCUCGCUGGCACAGUGUUCCUGCUUCGAUGUGUUACAAUGUUAAUAACAUCAUUAAGUGUACCAGGCACACAUUUGCAAUGCAAUCAAAAUGAUUACGCAGUUGACGAUACUGACCUGACUAUCUCGGAAGCUUUGGAGUUGCGAAUUUCUCGAGCUUAUACCAUUUGGAGUGGGUUAGGCAUGUCUAUUCAGGGCGUUCGUACAUGCGGAGAUUACAUGUUUAGUGGACAUACAGUAGCACUAACUCUGUUAAACUUUUUCAUUACUGAAUAUACACCGCGCAAUUUGUACUUUCUGCACACUCUAACCUGGCUUUUAAAUAUGUUUGGCAUUUUUUUCAUACUCGCUGCACAUGAGCACUACUCAAUAGAUGUGUUUGUCGCCUUUUACAUAACUUCGCGUCUAUUUCUUUAUUAUCAUACACUAGCUAAUAAUCAGGCACUUAUGUCCCACGAUUCAAAUCGCACCCGCAUCUGGUUUCCAAUGUUCAGCUACUUUGAGAGCUCCAUAGAUGGAAUUGUGCCUAAUGAAUUUGAUACAAUCGGCGAUCUCAUCGAUGAUCUACUCCAUUUUGUUUUGAAUGUUAAAGAUACUUGUAUGCUAACAGCACGACGCAUUUGGAUUGAUGCUCCACAAUUUUCUUUAACCAGCGAAAACUCGCCGUUUAUUUCGGAUGCAGCGGACACGCUUAAAGUAACAAAUAAACAGCAUGUAGGUACAUCAAUGAGUACGAGUACCAGUUCAAUUCCGAGUCAAACCCAGAUUCCUUUUGACGCAAUCAAUAAAAGGACGCAUGCAACGUUAGAACCGUUAGAAUUGACUUCAGACAGUGCCACAACAAAGUCAUCGGCAUCAAUUAAAAGCAUACAAAUCAAUAAAAAGCAGCAGUAGUUGACGUACAUACACAUUUAGGCAACUAAUCGGCAUUUAUGAUAUUUUAGAAUUAUUUUCAGUAAAUUUUAAAUAACUUGUUUAUAGCAUUUAGAUCAUUACAUUCCCCUGCAUACCUAUGUAUAUUUAGCCAUACAAAUAUAUGUGUGUACACAGAUAUGUACAUAUAUACAUACAUUGUCGUUACAUGUAAAAGUGGUGCAUUAUAUUAUAUUUGAAUCAUAUUAACUUAAUAAUUAGAUUUUGAAAAUAUUAGCUUUUUUAGUUUUUAUA
This is a messenger RNA of Anastrepha obliqua, 2256 nucleotides long. RefSeq names its product ceramide phosphoethanolamine synthase (gene SMSr). Bases 199 to 1983 code for a protein of 594 amino acids. Gene Ontology annotation, cellular component: Golgi membrane; endoplasmic reticulum membrane. Gene Ontology annotation, biological process: ceramide biosynthetic process. NCBI's taxonomy places the organism in Eukaryota, Metazoa, Arthropoda, Insecta, Diptera, Tephritidae. The transcript has 6 exons. Gene Ontology annotation, molecular function: ceramide cholinephosphotransferase activity; sphingomyelin synthase activity. The record is from RefSeq and is a predicted model, not a curated record.